AUGCAUAGUUUAUACAAACCAUCGUUAGAAUCGCGUGUUUUUACUGUUUAUCGUGGAUUAAAUAUGCCCUUGGAAGAUUUUGAGAAAACAAUACGUGGCGAAAUCAAGAAUUUAAUUGCAUUUGAUAGUUUUCUUUCGACUAGUUUAGAUGAAAAUGUAGCAAAACAAUUUGCUUUGGAUAAACAGGAUUCCAAAAAUGAAUCUGUUGUUUUUUGUAUGGAAAUCGAUGCUGAUCGAAUGGAACGCCCAUUCGCGGAUAUAUCUCGUUGGAGUGAUUUUAAAAAUGAACGUGAAGUUCUUUUCUCAAUCGGAACUGUUUUUCGAAUCGAUGAUGUAGCAGACAAAAAAACAAGUGAUGGUAUUUGGAUGGUUCGCUUACUUACUGUCAGUGAGAAAGACGAACAAUUACAAAAGGAAACGCAACAAAUACAAAUCACUCUAUUAAGAUUUUUCGAAGAUGUUCUUCAUGCUCAGCGUGAAGCCAAAGAUUACCGAAAAAUUCCCGCCAGCAAUGCUAAUGUAGCAAGUAUGUACUACAAACAAGGCGAAUACAAAGAUAGCUUACUAUUCUAUGAAAAAGCCUUGGAGACUUUGAACAACUUAGAAUCACCCGAUCCAUUGACAAAGGCCACAUAUAUCACCAAUGUUGCUAAGACACAGAUGGCAUUGGGAUACGAUGAUAAAGCUUUAGUUUUAUAUAAAGAAGCUUUAGAUAUUCGUCGUCACUUGUGUCAGCCCAAUGAUCCGUCAUUAGUUCAGACAUUACACACCAUUGGUCAUAUUUAUCGUGGAGAAGAAAAUUGGAACGAAGCUUUCGCACAAUAUAACCAAGCAUUGAAGCUACAACUGUUAUCUAUUGAGUCUCGUAUUUUAUCGGAUCCCUCGUCCAUCGCUGUUACGUACAUUUGUAUUGGUAAUAUUUUUCAUCAUCAAGAGAAAUAUCAAGAGGCACUAGAAUCGUUUUUAAAAGCGCUCCAACAGCAGCACGAGCAUUUGCCGAAACAACAUCCUGUUUUAGCAUUCCUGUAUAAUAAUAUUGGUGCGAUGUAUUAUAAAAUGAAACAAUAUGAUCUAGCUUUGGAAAACCAACUCAAAUGUUUAGAAAUAGAAUCAAAAGCACUAUCAAAAGAGCACAAAACAUUUGCUGAAACAUAUAAAAACAUUGCCACAACAUAUGAAAAACGUCGACAAUUCAAUGAAGCAAUUGAAUUUGCUCAAAAAUGCAUCGAUCAAUUAAAACUCCACGACUCAAAAGAUAGCAAAGAGCUCAAUGACGCGAUACAAUUGCUCAAAAGAAUUCAAAUAAGUCGAGACAAUAGGAAGUAA
Rotaria sp. Silwood1 is the source of this 1326-nucleotide messenger RNA. The record is from the annotation of a GenBank genome assembly. Lineage: Eukaryota; Metazoa; Rotifera; Eurotatoria; Philodinida; Philodinidae.